Molecule: messenger RNA, 564 nt
Organism: Grosmannia clavigera kw1407
Lineage: Eukaryota; Fungi; Ascomycota; Sordariomycetes; Ophiostomatales; Ophiostomataceae
Product: immunoreactive protein
Exons: 2
Coding region: 1-564 (187 amino acids)
Source: RefSeq, a predicted model, not a curated record
AUGCUUGUCUCGCGGUCGCUGCCGCUGUGCCUCUCCUUGCUUGGUGCACAUGCACUCUCUCCCGUCUCUGCCGCCACGGCCUUCACGGCCUCCACCACCAUCGCGACGACUGCUUCGACCACUGCGCCCUCCCUGCCAUCUCUCGUCGCCGAGAUCCCUCAGUGCGCUCUGUCCUGCUUCGCUGAAGCGGCCGCCAAUCUGGGCUGCGCCAGCACCGAUAUUGCCUGUCUUUGCCGUGCUGCUGCAAAUAGCUCCACAUCUACGUCCCUUGAGUCGCAGCUUGGCACUUGCAUUCUGCUGUCGUCUUGCAGCUCUAGUGACACUGCCACGUUGAAAUCGCUCCUCUCCAACAUCUGCUCCGUCGCUACCACAGCAGCAUCGGCUGCUCUGGCCAGCGCCUCACAGGAGAUCACCUCGGCUCUCAGCCUCACUGCCACCGCCGCUGCAGCAACCUCGUCGACGAGCGGAAAUGCUGCCGCCCCGGCCGCACCUGCUGCCACGCGCGCUACACUUGCUCUGAUUGGCAUCUGCGGUGUUGCAGCGUUGGCUGCAUACGCACUGUAA